UAGCUUAAAGCCAGCAGGGACCAUUAGAUCGUCCAAUCUGGCCACUGUAUUUCACCCAGUUCCCCCACCUGCUCUAGGGGUUAGGUGCAGAAGAAUGGGACAGAUGCACUGGCCAUUGCAUGGGGUGGUCAGUUUCGCCCUAGAAGUGUUUUCACCCUUUUAAAGGCUUAAACCCAUAGAGAUCCUCCAGCUCUCCCGGUGCGAGGUGGGAGGGGGGAUUUAAUGCAGCAAGGACCUUCCUGUUGCCUGAAUCCUGGUGGUGUCUGAUCUCUGCUGCUGGCAGCCCUUGCUGCCUGGAUCCCCCAGCUCCAGUGGGGACGCCGCUCUGCCCGGAGAGCCCAAGAGACUCAAGCAACCCCCCAGCAGGAGCGCAGGAUUUGAACACCUGAUCCUGUGCAUUAUAGGACUGAACUCAAGCUGAAGGCCUAACUCUGCUAGUUGUUAUUAAUAGCAGGUGGUGUGUUCCUAAUCCUGACACGAUCUCUCGCAUGGAAUGCAGGGAAGAACCCUGUGUCUCAAUUCUCCAGGACCCCAGCAAACGGCUGAAUCCAAGAGGUGCCUGCAAAGCAGAUCACCAGAUCCUGAGCCAAACUGAAGAGGAGACCCCACAGCGGGAGGGCACUGGGAAAGCAGAGAGAACUGGAGGGGACUUCUCGCAGCAGAUCCAGCCUGGGGCAGGGAGAAACCCUGUGGAACAGGAUCACCUUGACUCCACCACUGCACUGGGGGCUGGGGAAAACUCCACAGAGUGGGAUCUCCAAGAUGUCACGACCAGGAGAUCUGGAGAGGACAUCUCCCAGCAGAGCUUGUGUGGGGCUGGGGAAAACCCCACUGAGCGGAAUCUCCUAGACCCACUGGCGUCCCGACGUCCCAGCGCCUGUGCCGACUGCGGGAAAACCUUCAGCCUGAGCUCGAAUUUGCUGCGUCACCGUCGUGCCCACCUGGGUCAGAAGCCCUACCGGUGUGUUGAAUGCGGCAAGGCCUUCGCCCAGAGCCAGCACCUCCUGGCCCACCAGCGGGUGCACACGGGCGAGCGUCCCUUCCUCUGCACCCAGUGUGGGAAGAGCUUCUCCCAGAGCCAGCACCUGCGCACCCAUUGGCAGACCCACGCGGGCCAGCGGCCCCACCAGUGCCCCGAGUGUGGGCAGAGCUUCAGCCAGACCUCCAACCUCCUCAAACACCGCCGGGGCCACCUGGGCCACAAGCCUUUCCAGUGCGCCCAGUGUGGCAAAGGGUUCGGGGAGAGCUCCACCCUGAUCCGCCACCAGCGCACCCACACUGGCGAGCGGCCCUACUGCUGCCCGGCCUGCGGCAAGGCUUUCAGCCAGAGCUCCAACCUCCUCAAGCACCAGCGCACCCACACCGGCGAGCGGCCCUACCGCUGCGAGCAGUGCGGCAAGGCCUUCGGCAAGAGCUCCGCCGCCAUCCUGCACCAGCGCACCCACACCGGCGAGCGGCCCUACCCCUGUCCCCAGUGCGGCAAGCGCUUCAGCCAGCGCCCCCACCUGGCCGCCCACUGCCGCGUCCACACCGGCGAGAAGCCCUUCGCCUGCCCCCAGUGCAGCCGCAUCUUCAGCCAGAGCGCCACCCUGAGCCGGCACCGCCGCACGCACCGGCAGGAGGGGGAGCGGGCAGGGGAGGUGCCCCGGCCGGGAGGCGACAGGGGGGCGGAGAAGGAGGCGCCGUGCGAGAGCAGUGCGCGGCGGGGGGAGUGCGUGGCCGAGGAGCACCAACACGGCUACUCCAGCCUGUGACAUACCUUGGACUGUGGAAACAGCAUCACAGAUGUAAAGACCAGGCGCUAGCCCAAAGCUCCAGGGACCAUACCUCCAACGGGUGGUAUUUCUAUCACAGUAGGCUCCAGAACAUGGUGGGCAUUGUACAGUUUUUUUCCCCCCUUCUCUUGUGUUAUUUCUUGACUUACUUCCUAUCCUCAGGGAUUGUUUUCUUCUUUGGGAGAGAAGCGAGAAUAGCAGAACUAAAGACUUUCUAGUGCUAGUGGAUGGCGGGGGAAUUGAACCUGGGACUUAUGGAUCUUGAAGCGUGGGCCUGCACUGUCCGAGCUAAAAGAGCAUCUUCACUCAGCCAAGGCUGUUACGUGCUAAUAUAACCUCCCAGCUACCUCUAGAAGGCAUCAGCACACAGCUCUGAGUGUGGGUUAAAUCAGCUUCUCUUCUAAGCGUUGAUUUAAAGCAGCAGACCACAUGGACUUAAACAGAAAGACUGCAUGAGAGAAUAUUCCUGGCACUUAAAAAAACAACAACUACAAGGCUGGACUGGCUGGUACGCCCAACACCACUGUGAGCUGCUGCCGCCAGGAGAGAUGGCUGAGAGGCAGAGGAGAGGGGUGAAAAGCAAAGGAACCAGACGCAGUGUCAAAAUUUGCCCAGUUGUUCGUCUUUCCUCUUGCAUGCUUGGGUCUGCGGUGUGGCAGUAAAUGGGCAGAACAAAGGAGGGUUACGGGGCAGCACCACGACACCCCCUAGUGGGGUCGGCAUCGGGGCUGGGAUCUUGGCAUCCUGAUGCUAAAUGGGCCAGCGUCUACUGCCCGAGUGAAGUUGGCCCAGCAGGGUUGUGUAUAUGGCCCUGCUGCUAGCCGGGGACGCACCCACACCGUCCGCUAGGGUGGGAUGCGACAGGGAUCACAGAUGUCAUUUCAUUUACUGACCAACUGAGCUGGGGUUUUGGCCUCCCGAUCAGCUGUGACCUGAGAAAGCCACUGGCUGACCCAGCUUUUAAGCUAAUAAAAUAUGUCCAAUUAUCACCAA
This is a messenger RNA of Dermochelys coriacea (leatherback sea turtle), 2768 nucleotides long. RefSeq names its product zinc finger protein OZF-like. The coding region runs from base 489 to 1754 and encodes 421 amino acids. Lineage: Eukaryota; Metazoa; Chordata; Testudines; Dermochelyidae. The transcript is spliced from 6 exons. The record is from RefSeq and is a predicted model, not a curated record.